UAGGAAACUGAUCCUUAUGCGAAUUUGUUGAUUUAAUUGAUAUUUAUUCGUGAAAUUCCUUAUUCUCUUAUUUUGUCAUGGGGACUGCAAUUGACAGACAUUUCUCAAGUUUGAGAUUGCUGAGGUGGAUGAGUUUCCCAUGUGGGAAUUGGGAAUCUGCUGUGAAAGGAAUGAGGCUCCGUUAUUCUUUGAGGUUCCUGGAGUUAGUGUUACACUGGAUUGCGUCGAUAUUGAAAUGGGAAUAUCAAUUAUAAGUCCAUAUGAGGUUGAUCGUUUGCUUUGUCUUAUUGAAGAUGUUCCAGAUAUUCUGAUUAUUUGUGAGGAGAGUUUUUCAGAAAAAGAUGGCAACUCCUUACAAGACAGCAAGCUUUGCCAUGAUAUUAAAUUACCCAGUUUUGAAAUUGGUGAAAGUGUUUUGGGGAUCCAUGAAUGCUUUUCCAUGGAUGAAACGUUCAAUGAUCUCCUAGCUUAUUUAAAGCUGCAGAAAAAUGGUGAUGAGUUGGUAGUCAAUGCAAAGGAAUUACUUGGAUCCACGAAUGACAGUUUUUCAGAGCAUUUUUUGACUCAAGCCGCAUCUGAUGGCCUUGACCACAGGCCUCUUCCCCUAAAUUCUUUGUUAGAUUUGGAUCUGAUUGAUCUCAAUGGUUGCAUUCUUCUUGAGGAUAAGUCAGUAAUGUAUCCGAUGGUAUCAGAUGGAAGUUCUCCGCAUGUUCCAUGCUUAACCCAGCUUGAGGAAGUUCAGGUUUUUGAUGGAACUAUGAAUGUUCCUGAUAUGUUUAACAGUUUUAAUUCAGUGGAGAAAGAAGAAUUUUUUGAGCAGAUGUGUAAAGAACAAAUACGAGAGAUGGAAAGCUUUUAUGAGUCAGUACUUACUUCGGAGCUUUCUCUUAUGGAUAAUCCAUUCAAGUUUUUGCCCGCUCCAAUUCUUAUUGAUGCUAACAUUUUGAAAUCAGAAUCUAUGAUUAUGGAAGAUAUCUUUAAUGCUAUCAAACCACACUCUUUUUCUGUUUGUGAUGAAAUAUAUUUGGAUUGGCAUCCUCUGUUGGAAGGGGCUUGUAACAAUGAAGCUUGCUCAGCUUUCAUGUCGAUGAUCCAAGAAGUAAGUAGUUAUAGGAUUGAUACCUGUGAGCUUGAAUCCCAAUGUGAACCUUUCACGCAUUCGGAUUUUUAUUUCAUGGAUGAUUCUUUGGGUGAGGUCAGCAUAGAGCAUUGUAAAAAACAUACUGAUGUUCAUAAAAAAUGUCCUGAUGACAUGUUCCCAGCUGUUGAUACUGAUGUUACUGAGGCAGUUAAUCAUGACAAUAGAGAGUCUAAUAGUGCAAAUCAAAUGCCAAAGAACAAUCCAGCCAAGAUUUCUUCGAUGCUUGAGCCAAUAUCACAGUUUAAUGAUCUCAAUUUUUUCUUAGGUGUACGAAAAGGCAGUGCUGAGGUGUCUUCUGGCUUUGAAACUUGUAGUGCAAAUAGGCAUAGUAUCAGGAUCACAUCAUGGGAUACGCUGCAGGAACCAUCUGAAGCAUCCUUUUUUUCUGAAUCAAAUCUUCAAAAGAUUGAGGUCCAUAAAGCUAGUCUAUCAGGUUAUACUUUAAACCUUAUUGAUGAAAUCCAAGCGAUCUAUUUUUCAAACUUAAAUAAGUGCAAACAUUUGAUAAGUAAUAGUUCAUCAUCAACUGCAAUGGAACUAUUAAGCAUUCACAAGGGAAGACUGUUGGAGUUGAUUUCACAUAAAGGUGAAAGUCAAUGUACUUCGGGACCUAGAGAUGAAGCUUUCGUUGCAUUACUUGCAAUAUAUGCCCUCAAACAACUGGCGUACUACUUGUGCUUCUUUGGGAUACAUAUUGCUUACCUCUAUGUGAGCAUUUGUUCAAGUAAUGUGACCAACCUGGCAGAGAGGUUACAACCUUUGCAGUCCUUGCUUCAAGACGCACAUUGGAAAGCUGAGAAAGAAAUUAUUGAAUCACAUCCAUCACUCUCUCUUAUUGAAGGCCUUCUGAAGUCGAAUGCUUCCAAAGGAUGCAAAAAAACUCUAAUUAUAUCAAAUGAAGUGUUUUGGCCUUCACUGAAAUACAAGCUCACUAUUUUGAAAAUUUCAUUUAAUGAAGUUAGGAAUCCAUGCUGUCCCACAGAACAAUUGGAUAUUCUGGAUAAAUGUAGAUCUCCGAAUUCUAUUAUUGAAGCAUUAAUGCACUCAGAUUGCUUACUACUAUCCUAUGAGAACAUUUCAGCUCAUUUUCCAUUCAACAUGUUUAGCAACAUCUUGGAAUAUGGCGGACCACGUGCUACAUCUAUAAUGCCUGAGAUAUUUCCUUGUUUAGGUAGUUUUCCUUGUGUUCACUUUAUCAGAUUUGAUCUGGAGAAUCAUUAUCUUGCAAAGGCACUUUGUGAAGGCUUUGAAGCCUCAAAGAAUUCCUUGAUUUCCCCGGAGACGCUUCCAAGAUGUAUGGCAUAUCUACAAGGGUGCUUAACUGAUCAGAACACCGAAGGAUUACUCACUCAAUUCCCACUCAACAAGGCGUGUAAUAAUUCAUGUGAAUCUACAUGCACAAUAGAACCCUCCCAUGAUAAUGACAAUUACAUGAACAUGCUGCAUCUGCCAAGUUCGAACUUGACAACUGCAAAGGCCAGCUCAGUUCCGGAGGUAGUCAUAAUUGUAAACACCCAAAACAUAGACAAAAAUAUGAUCAUAUCAAGAAGAAGCUCUUAUCAGAAAAUUUUGGAACUUGAAAAGAGAGGUGUGCAAGUUGUGGAGCGGGAUAUUAAUCUCCCAUUAGAUGUUAUCUUCAGUGCUGCUGUUUGCCUAGUUUGGUACGAGGCGAGAAAUAUUGUGGACAAGACACAAGCUGUAGUUAACAUGUCAACAGUACUUGCUUUCGUUGAGAAUAUUGCAACUAAAAUUUUGAUGUCGCUCAGCUCUUCUUUCAGCGGCUGCAUACUGAUCUUUGAGGGAGAAAGAAACUUCCUUGCAUCCAUCAUGGAAUCAUCGGACAUGCUUUAUGCAGCUGCAGCAAGUCUUGACUUGAACUUACAAUUGUUCUGUUCACAUAUGGCUGAAACCACUGAUGACAUUAUUCUGAACUGUAUCAGGACGACUAGAUCAAAAGAUGGAGGUCUUUACUCAGCAAUGCCGGAAUCAGAAUGUCUUGCUGAAUCAUUUUUUACAAGGUUCCCUUCUUUGAAUCCACUCUCAGCGCAUGCAAUACUUUCUUCCGGUGGCAUGCUUGUUGAGUUUUUCCAAUGGUCACAUGAACGCAGAAUUCAGGCUAUCGGUAAGUAUAAGGUGCCUGCGGAAAGCAUUUCUCUUUUCAAUGCUUUAUGCAGAUAUGGGGAGUUGGGAGAAUCCAAAUCUGUGAUGACAGAUUGUUCGUCCAUUGAUUCAGAUAAUAGUAGCGGCACGCUACAAUCCAAAAGAAAAAAACAAAUUUCUGCAUUACGUUAUGGCACACCUCGCUUGCUUGUGGAUGAAUCCUUUUAUGUUGAACCAAAUGAGUUGAACUAUAGAAGCAGUGUGAUCCCUCAGGCGUCCCAACCGUACCAAUCCAAGAAUAUCAGGUUUCAUGAUUUACCAGAGAAGACUCGAUUUUUCAGCAACACAAAUAUGGUGGACGGAAAACAUGAAGCAAACAAUUCUAAGAUGAGCAGUAUUGGUGGGAAUACUUCUGUCAGACACAGCGAUCCACAUGAGAAAUUCCACAAUGAUGUUUUUGAUUACAAAUUUAGCUUCUUAGAUGAGCCAUGUUCCUCAAUCCCAAGAAGCAGAUAUAAUCCAGGGAGAUCAGACUUGAGAUGUGAACCAAUCGUUGAGAACUUUCUUUCUUCUAGCAGAUUAUUGGAUGGCCAUACCUGUACAUUUCCGACUGCUGCAGAAAUCAACUAUUCCGAAAAUGAUUCGACUAAUUUUUACAAAAAAAAUGGCUCCGAGAUAGAAUCCUGCGAAAUUAAAAGCCCAUUCUUUAACAAAGAAUUGCCUAUUAAAAGUAAUGAGUUCUUACAUCAGAAUCAAACGGAUACCCUUGGACUGCUUAACAAGCCAAAUAGACUUCCAUCUCUUGGUGAAUUGCUUCGCUUAAAUGUAGGUCAGCCUUCUCAACAACAAUGUAGACAAAAAGGCAUUAUUGAAUCUCUUGGAAAAGCAAAUGAGAAAACUAGAAUGCAUCAACAGUUUUUAAGCAACACGCGCCAAAAUUAUCCGGGGUAUUUGAAAAGAAAAGCUGCUUUUCAGAAAAAAAGCCCGUCAAUUAUCGACAGCUUCAGGUACCAAGGAGGUAAUAAACAAGUAAAGGGAGCAGUAAAUAAGCGAAAGAACUUAACCCGGGCACAACCAAGUCUGCGGGAUCUGGAUCAGAAGGACUCAGCCUUAAUAAUUCCGACAUGGACACCGAUUGAUAAGCGAGCAAGACAGCAUCUGGCUUUCAUACGCACUGGAAAUGAUCAACAAAGCAGACUUGCCUGGAGAAGAAGUGAAAGCCCUCGUGUACGUUCUGGUUCGAGGAAAAGGCCGAGAGAUGAUGUUUAGGUAUGUCAAUUAAUGUUGUAUACUUAUAGAAUUUCCCAUGGUUGAACUGUAGGAGUUGUAUUGUGGAUGCAACAUAUUUUUAAGCCUUUUGACAAACAAAUGGCUUUAGGUUAUUCCUAAGCGAAAGUAUGCAAUCAGGUCUAAACUAAUAUUACGGUCAA
Dendrobium catenatum is the source of this 4671-nucleotide messenger RNA. Its product is annotated as protein SHORTAGE IN CHIASMATA 1. The transcript has 7 exons. Gene Ontology annotation, biological process: resolution of meiotic recombination intermediates; reciprocal meiotic recombination. Lineage: Eukaryota; Viridiplantae; Streptophyta; Magnoliopsida; Asparagales; Orchidaceae. The record is from RefSeq and is a predicted model, not a curated record. Bases 140 to 4510 code for a protein of 1456 amino acids.